Cebus imitator (Panamanian white-faced capuchin) is the source of this 1984-nucleotide messenger RNA. It is a transcript of the gene GLI4, whose product is annotated as GLI family zinc finger 4. Gene Ontology annotation, molecular function: DNA-binding transcription factor activity, RNA polymerase II-specific; RNA polymerase II cis-regulatory region sequence-specific DNA binding. The transcript is spliced from 5 exons. The record is from RefSeq and is a predicted model, not a curated record. Gene Ontology annotation, biological process: regulation of transcription by RNA polymerase II. The coding region runs from base 441 to 1877 and encodes 478 amino acids. NCBI's taxonomy places the organism in Eukaryota, Metazoa, Chordata, Mammalia, Primates, Cebidae.
GGGCGGCGGCGGCGGCGGUGGCGGCUCCGGGCGCCCGGAACCAGCCCAGUCCGAGCUCGCGCACCGUUCUCCGCGGUGCAGCCCCGCCCAGCCGGGCAGUGCCGCCCUUGCAGCCGCCGCUUGCCGUGACCUUGGCCUCGGGCCGGUCCCGGGGAGCGGGGUGGGCUUCUGAGGGUGGUCGCGGGGCAGCAGCGGACCCCCCCAGCCCACUGGCCGUGGCGGUCGCGGGUGUCCGUUCUCAGAGCGCCUUUCCCAGGCACCCGGUGAAGGCAGCUGUCGUCGUCCCCAUUCUGCAGAUGGGAAACUGAGGCCCGGAGGUCCCGCCACUCGGGAGCGUGGAGCAGCCGGACCCCAGCGCAGCACUGCCGGGCAGACGCGCUCUGCGCCGAGCUCCCGGCGAUCGGGCCCGCUCCCCCGCGGCUGGGAACCGAGGGGCGGAGAUGCUUCCCCCGGGCCGCUGGCAGGAGUGCCCCCUCCCCCUUCAGCCUGGAGCUCAGAGUUGUCCCAGGUGUGACACCUUCAGCAGGUCUCAGGGAAGAUGGCAGCCCCAGGGGACAUUCCAGAGUCCCCCUCUGUCCCAUCCCCUGUCAGUCUUUCAUCACCAGGGACACCGGGAACCCAGCACCACGAGCCUCGACUUCUCCUCCGUGGGCAUCAACAUGGAGGCCUGGCCUACAGCCCCAUGGCCCAACCCAGCACCUGAGCUGCUGACAGCAGGGGCAAGGCCCCACAUAGGUCAGGCCUGGAGAGCCGGUGCCUGGCCCAGGAACAGGGGCAGCCUGGCACAAGGCUCUCCCUCUUGGGGAGUUGGGGUCCUGGUGGCUGAAGGGACCGCUGAGGCUUGUGGAGAGCAGCUGCGCUGCAUGGGGCCCUCAGGCCCCCCAGGCUCCAGCCCUGAGGUGCUCUCCCAGCCAUCUGACCUGGAUCUCCAAGACAUAGAGGAAGUGGAGAUGGGCAGAGACACCUUCUGGCCCGACUCCGAGCCAGAGCCGGCCCCACGCUGUCCCGGCCCGCGGGCCCCUGACUCGGGGACGGGCGGAGCGCUGCGCAGCCUCCUGAGGAGCCUUCCCCGCAGGGCCCGGUGCGGCGCAGGCCUCGAGCCCGAGUCCAGCGCGGAGCGGCCGGCGGGCCAGACCCCCGGGGCCGUCCCCUGCCCCCAGCCGCGGGGCGCCUGGCGCGUGACGCUCGUGCCACAGGCAGCAGCCGGGCCCGAGGACACACCGGAGCGGGCCGCCGAGCUGGGAGUCACCUUCGGCCGGAGCCGGCAGGGCGGCGCGCGGGGGGCCAAGCCGCACAGGUGCGACGCCUGCGGCAAGAGCUUCAAGUACAACUCGCUGCUGCUGAAGCACCAGCGCAUCCACACGGGCGAGAAGCCCUACGCCUGCCACGAGUGCGGCAAGCGCUUCCGCGGCUGGUCCGGCUUCAUCCAGCACCACCGCAUCCACACGGGCGAGAAGCCCUACGAGUGCGGCCAGUGCGGCCGCGCCUUCAGCCACAGCUCGCACUUCACGCAGCACCUGCGCAUCCACAACGGCGAGAAGCCCUACAAGUGCGGGGAGUGCGGCCAGGCCUUCAGCCAGAGCUCCAACCUGGUGCGCCACCAGCGGCUGCACACGGGCGAGAAGCCCUACGCCUGCAGCCAGUGCGGCAAGGCCUUCAUCUGGAGUUCCGUGCUCAUCGAGCACCAGCGCAUCCACACGGGCGAGAAGCCCUACGAGUGUGCCGACUGCGGCAAGGCCUUCCGCGGCCGCUCGCACUUCUUCCGGCACCUGCGGACCCACACCGGCGAAAAGCCCUUCGCGUGCGGCGCCUGCGGCAAGGCCUUCGGCCAGAGCUCGCAGCUCAUCCAGCACCAGCGGGUGCACUACCGCGAGUAGCCGGGCGGGGGCUCGGGGCAAGGUCUCCUGCCUCCCCGCCUCCUCCGUGGGCACUGCCCAGCACCGCAUGCCGCGUGUCCAGAAUAAAUUCUUUUUGAUUGUUGGAA